GCGGCGGUGGGAGCUGCGUCCUCGACGCCCCCCUCCCCUCCGAGAGUCCCGGGUGAAAAUUGAGGAAAAGCAACGGGAGGACACACCGAGGAGGAUGUGUUAGCUAGUUGGACACUUUUAUUCGUUCGUUUCGUUUUCAGCUCGCGUAAAUAAAUGUGCCUCAACGUCGCGACAUCCAAUGUGCGUUUCAUUCGGCUGGAAAACGUCGUAAACCUUGUGAACGUUCAGGCGGUGAACUGCAGUCUGACCGCGGAAGGUUAGCACAACUACACUAAAGUUAGCCCGCUUCGGCUAACUUAGCCUAUAUCAGCUAACACGAAAAAGACACGAAACCCCGACUUGCUCGGCGAUCGGGCGGCUCAGGUAAAAGCGACGCCGCGACGGAAAAUGUAACUCGUAAUGUUUCCUCCCGGGAUUAACUUCAGGGACGGAUGAGAAAGAGAUUGUCGACGGGCGAACAGCGAGCACGACCGCACAGCGAGCCCGACGAGCGCUGCGAUGUUGGGGUCGACUCACAGCUCCGGCCGCCCGUGGGGAUCCCCAGGCUGGCCACACUCGGUGCUUUGGAGGCUCGGGGGCUUCUUCUUCCUCCUGCUGCUGGAAGGCGCCGGCUGCCUCGCCAACCCCGGCAGCUCCUCAGCCAACAACAACAACCAGCCCAGUGUCAACAUCUACAUGAGUGUGGAGGAGGUGAAGAAGCUUUUAGGCUUGGAUGCAGAACUCUCCUACGUACGAGAUGACGUGGUGAAUCAUUAUGCUCUGUCCUUCAACAUGCCUGUGCCAACUGAGACCAACAGCCUUUACUUCAUGUGGUAUUCCAAGUCAAAGGUUGACUACCGGCUUGCGUUCUACCUGGAGAACCCUGUUGUCCUGAAUCCUCCACAGAGCAACAUCUCCAAUCAGGGAGAGGUCCCUCGUGUUCCCUCAGUCUUUAAAGUGGACAUCAUCUGCUCAGGCAAAGUGGAUGAAGAGGCAUUUUUAACAAUGCAGCUCAAUCUGACCAGUCAAGCCAACAACUACACAGUGCUCAACUUCAAGAGGAGGAAAAUGUGCUACAAAAGAAUAGAUUCUGACUCGAAGAUACCCAUUCCCUUCAACAAUACUGUUCUGCCAACAGGCUUUAAUGGCGUGGCCGCCUCCACCACCUCCACCCAGGUGUUCUACAUCAGUGUGAGCGUCUGCUGCAUCGUCAUCUUCCUCGUUGCCAUCAUCCUGGCCAUCCUUCACCUGCACAGUGUCAAGAGAGUGGAGAUGGAGGACAGUGUGAGUGACAGUGGGAGCUCACAGGGUCUGUCUCAGCCGUCCACUCAGACCACACAGUACCUGAGGGCUGAUACUCCAAACAACGCAGCUUCAGUCACCAACAAUCACCCUGGUUCUGCACCCAUUCUCCAGCUUGCUGCCUCCUCCUUCCAAAACCCAGGCGCUCCUUCCCAUGAAACCAAAAGUUACCCAUCUCUCCGUAUAGAGAAGAAUGACCUGAGGAGUGUGACUUUAGCAGAGGCAAAGGCAAAAGUGAAAGACAUCGCGAUCUCCAGGGACAGAGUAACGCUACGAGAUGUUUUACAUGAAGGCACGUUUGGCCGCAUCUUCCACGGAGUGCUGCUGGAUGAAAAGGACCCCACGAAGGAGAAGCAGGUCUUUGUGAAGACUGUGAAAGAUCAUGCCUCUGAGGUGCAGGUGACCAUGAUGCUGACUGAAAGUUGCAAACUGAGAGGUCUUCAUCACAGAAACCUGCUGCCCAUAAGUCAUGUUUGUAUAGAGGAUGGAGAGAAACCCAUGGUGUUGUUACCCUUCAUGGCUUGGGGGAACCUUAAACUCUUCCUGCGCCAGUGCAAGCUCGCCGAAGCCAACAACCCUCAGGCCGUCUCUCAGCAGGACCUGGUUUACAUGGCCAUCCAGAUUGCAUGCGGAAUGAGCUACCUGGCCCGCAGGGAGGUCAUACACAAAGACCUUGCUGCUCGGAACUGUGUCAUUGACGACAACAUGCAGGUAAAGAUUACAGACAAUGCCCUCGCUCGGGAUCUGUUUCCUAUGGACUACCACUGUCUGGGCGAUAAUGAGAAUCGACCUGUCCGCUGGAUGGCCCUGGAAAGCCUGCUCAACAACGACUUCUCCAGUGCAAGUGACGUGUGGGCCUUUGGAGUGACGUUGUGGGAACUCAUGACUUUGGGGCAGACCCCCUACGUCGACAUCGACCCCUUUGAGAUGUCUGCUUACCUGAAGGACGGCUACAGAAUAGCACAGCCCAUCAACUGUCCAGAUGAGCUGUUUGCAGUGAUGGCCUGUUGCUGGGCCCUGGACCCCGAGGAGAGGCCCAAGUUCCAGCAGCUGGUUCAGUGUCUCACAGAGUUCCACGCUGCGUUGGGUGCCUACGUGUGAAAAAAACAAGACAAACACUGACACUGUUGGACGCUGGGAACACGUAUGAAAAUGUGCCUUAUCAGACGGACGAGCGGACGUCAGCCAGGAGGCUUCUGUACAUUUUUUAUCCUUGAGUUUUUAUUCUUUGAUUACCUUUUUUUACAGCAUAGCGUAAAAAGAGAUUCUUUGUUUUAUAUCAUGGUUUUUGCUUUGAAAGCAUCUUUUUUUUUCUUUGUGGACCAGAACUGCUCGAGUCCUCUCUUCAUCAGCUUUUAAUGACUUUCAGUGAAAACCUUUAGAAAAGAAGAGUUUCCUGCAGUGGAGCAGUGUGAAUUAUAGAUUUAUUUUGGAUAAUGAUAAUUAUCAUGGUUUGGGUACCAGAGUAGAUUCAAAGGCUUGCUGAGCUCAAGCUUGGUACGAGGAAGAAAACCGGACUUGUUUUUUUUUUUUGUGAUGGUCCUGAGAUGCCCUCAGAUGGUACAGUAUUUCCUCCGGGUAAUUUUCUUUUCCUGCGGUUUAAUUGUGCCAACUCUCAGCGGGGACGUUCUGUGGGUUUUAUGUCCAACUAACGCAUCACAGCUCAAACAUCCGCACGACAGAGCUGCCAACAGAAACCAGCUUCUUGUUUCAGGUCUGGUUUAAAGUUAGCAAACUGCCCAUGAUAAAGAGAUUUUUUUUGUACAUAUCACAUCCACCUUCACAACUUCCCCACAUAGUUUUGUAUGUUUUUAUAAGCUUGAUUGUUCUACGUCAGAACAGACUCUGCCUCGUUUUUAACAGCUAUUAAAAAAAAACCAUCACUGUGAAAACACACCAGCUGGGUCUGAUCGUAUCCUUACACCUUUAACAUCUUUGAGAUGUGUUUUUAUGGUCACUGCAUGUUGAAACAAAGGUUGUAAACUGCUUCCCAAAUUCAUAUCCACACAUUAAAUGGGAUUUUUGAAUACGAGUCCCGGAUGGUUUGUUCCUAUUAAAUAUUUAAAAUAUCA
This is a messenger RNA of Austrofundulus limnaeus, 3353 nucleotides long. It is a transcript of the gene ryk, whose product is annotated as receptor like tyrosine kinase. The transcript has 16 exons. Gene Ontology annotation, cellular component: plasma membrane; signaling receptor complex. Gene Ontology annotation, molecular function: ATP binding; protein kinase activity. Gene Ontology annotation, biological process: positive regulation of phosphatidylinositol 3-kinase/protein kinase B signal transduction; positive regulation of kinase activity; cell surface receptor protein tyrosine kinase signaling pathway. Bases 499 to 2382 code for a protein of 627 amino acids. NCBI's taxonomy places the organism in Eukaryota, Metazoa, Chordata, Actinopteri, Cyprinodontiformes, Rivulidae. The record is from RefSeq and is a predicted model, not a curated record.